Molecule: messenger RNA, 2066 nt
Organism: Panicum virgatum (switchgrass)
Lineage: Eukaryota; Viridiplantae; Streptophyta; Magnoliopsida; Poales; Poaceae
Product: signal peptide peptidase-like 2
Exons: 14
Coding region: 137-1747 (536 amino acids)
Biological process (GO): membrane protein proteolysis
Cellular component (GO): cytoplasmic side of endoplasmic reticulum membrane; lysosomal membrane; Golgi-associated vesicle membrane
Molecular function (GO): aspartic endopeptidase activity, intramembrane cleaving
Source: RefSeq, a predicted model, not a curated record
ACCGGUCAGACCACUUCUGCCGCAAUUCCCCAAACCUCGCUGCACUCCAGUCCUUCGCCGACGACCCUCCUUCCACCGUGUCUCCCUCCGUGUGGCGGACGCAUUCGACCCCACGCGGCGACUCCACCCCGUCCUCAUGGCGACCGCCUGCCGCGCGUCGCGCCUCCCCUUCGCCGCCGCAACCUUCCUUCUUGUGCUACUUCUCGCGGGCGGCGGCGCGGCGGACGACGCCUCCAGCGACGACGACGCGGGGACCCCGCGGACGCCCGGCUGCUCCAACAAGUUCCAGCUGGUUAAGGUGAAAAAUUGGGUGAAUGGGACUGAAGGUGCAACUGUUGUUGGCUUAAGUGCAAGAUUUGGAGCCCGCUUGCCUAGAGAUAUGCAAGAAGCUCAAAAAUCAUUUGCUAUCCUCGCAAAUCCAUUUGCCUGUUGCUCCAACUUGACAUCAAAGUUAACAAAUUCUGUUGCUUUAGCAACACGUGGGGAGUGUGCUUUCACUGCUAAAGCAAAGACUGCUCAGGCAGGUGGUGCAGUUGGUUUACUAGUUAUCAAUGACGAUGAAGAGCUUUACAAGAUGGUUUGCAGCGAGAAUGACACUUCUAUUAACGUGACAAUACCUGUUGUCAUGAUACCACAGUCAGCAGGGAAGAAGUUGAAGGACUUCCUAGAUCAUGGAGCAAGUGUGGAAGUUCAGUUAUAUUCACCAAAUCGACCAAUUGUGGACCUUUCAGCAUGCUUCCUGUGGAUAAUGGCUUUAGGAACCAUAGUCUGUGCUUCACUCUGGUCUGAACUUGUUGCAUGCGAGCAGGUUGAUGAGCGUUAUAAUCAGCUGACCCGAAAGGAUGGACCAAACACAGGAACAAACUAUAGAGAAGAUAAAGAGAUCUUUGAGAUCAGCGCCAGGGGUGCUAUUGUUUUUAUUAUAAUAGCUUCAGUUUUCCUCCUCCUCCUGUUCUACUUCAUGUCAUCUUGGUUCGUUUGGGUCCUAGUUGUAUUAUUCUGCAUUGGUGGUAUUGAGGGUAUGCAUGUUUGCUUGGUCACACUUCUAGCUAGGAUUUUCAAGGAUUGUGGGCAAAAGACUGUACAACUUCCCUUUCUUGGGGAGGUCUUAACCAUAUCUGUUGGAAUUGUACCAUUUUGUGUGGUGUUUGCAAUUCUCUGGGCUGUGUAUCGGCAUGCUUCAUUUGCUUGGAUAGGCCAAGAUAUCCUCGGUAUAUGUUUGAUGAUAACUGUACUUCAGAUGGCACGCUUACCAAAUAUCAGGGUUGCAUCAGCACUUCUUAGUGCUGCAUUUGUGUACGACAUUUUUUGGGUUUUCAUUUCACCUCUUUUAUUCCAUGAAAGCGUCAUGAUUGCAGUUGCCCGUGGUGAUAACACAGGGGAAUCAAUUCCGAUGCUCCUAAGGAUACCUCGCUUCUUUGAUCCAUGGGGUGGUUACGAUAUGAUAGGCUUUGGUGAUAUUAUUUUUCCUGGAUUGCUUGUUGCAUUCAGCUAUAGAUUUGACAGGGUAAGCAAAAAGGGUAUCUUAAAUGGAUACUUUCUGUGGCUGACUGUGGGAUAUGCUGUUGGCCUUUUCCUUACCUAUCUUGCGCUUUUCCUAAUGGACGGGCACGGCCAACCUGCGUUGCUGUACCUGGUUCCAUGUACAUUAGGGCUUAUUGUUAUCCUUGGUUGGGUAAGAGGUGACCUACAUGACUUGUGGAACUACGGAAAAGGUCGAACUGAAAACGUGGUCGAUGAACCUUGAGAAGUGAAAUUCUGACUAAUGAUACCGGAUUGCUUGUGACUUCCAUUAUUCAAUCGACAGAUCUUCUGGGGCAGUAUCAGAGAUGCAUAGAAUUACCUUAAUUGAAAAGUUUUUACGUGUCUUUUCUUCUUUGUUAUAAUAGCGUAGUGCUCAUGUAUUAUUACGGGUAAUAUAAUAGAUUUAUAUAAUAUUAACAACAAAGUAAUACCAUCAAGUUUGUGCUCGUUCACUCCGUGUACAUAUCGUGUUGUGAUCAUGUAAGGCAUUGAUUGUUUGGGAUUUGAUUGGGAUUCCAAUUAAUUUGUCUGGGUUUCUAUUA